AUGCAUCGCAAUUCGACCAUUUCAUCAAUUCUGCUUAUUCAAUUAUUGUCAGCAAUUGCAACCGAGGCAAAAUAUUUGAUAAAUGUCAAUGACAGUGUUAGCUUAACCGAUUGUAAUUUUGACGACUUGCAAAAUAUUUCAUUGUUAAACUCGAAUCCGCAUGAAAUUGUAAUCCACAAUUGUCACUUGUCCGCUGAUUUGCCAAAUGCAUUGUUUAUACGCUUCCAUAAAUUGAGGAUUUUGGAAAUUACCGAGAGUCAUUUGAAGAACAUUGGCGAUUUUGCAUUUAAUGGUUUAAAUGAAUUACGGAUUUUAAAUCUCGGCCGUAAUAAUAUCACAUUUGUGAGGACGUGGACGCACGAGAAUCUCGAAUCACUUCAUACACUCGAUUUACGUCGUAAUGCCAUAACGGAAGUUCAUAAAUUUGCAUUUACUCGUUAUACGAAGCUUUUGAAACUCAAUUUAGUUGCAAAUCAUAUCAGUUCAUUGCCCGAUGAGCUCUUUCGAUCGAUUCCAUUGCUUAAGCACUUAAAUCUUGGUAAAAAUAAUUUAAAAUCAAUUGAUUCGCAUACAUUUAAGCAUCUUCAUAAGCUUAUUCAUCUUGAAUUGAAGCAUAAUGAAAUUGAAUUUAUUGAAGAUGAGUCGUUCGUUGGACUUACACACAUGAAAGUGCUGCAUUUGCAGGAUAACAAGCUGACAUCAUUCGAACAAGAAUUAAUUUCAAAUAUGCCAAGAUUGCAUCAUUUAAAUUUGUCACACAAUCUAUUGGAUGAGAUAAAGGAUGAGACAUUUGAGAAGAAUGAGGAACUGAUAUCGUUAGAUUUGAGUUACAAUAAAUUUGAGGCUUUCUCAACGUUAUCGUUUAAAGGACUGGAAGUGCUUGAGAUCCUGAAUGCCAGCAAUAAUGUGAUAGAAAACAUUGACAAUGCAAUAUUCACCGAUUUAGCAAAUCUCAAGUAUCUUGACCUAAGCAACAAUCAAAUAACUCACAUAAGAUCAGAUAAAAUCUUCAGCACAACACAAAUGCUCAAGACUAUAAAACUGAAUGACAAUUUAUUGCAAUCGAUAGAUGAUGCUGUGUUCAGUGAAUUGAAAUUGCAACAUUUGGAUUUAUCGUGUAAUAAUUUAUCGUCUGAUAACUUUUUGUGGUCGGAAACUGUCGAGAUUGCUUAUUUGAAUUUAACAUACAAUGCCUAUACAAGCAUCAAUUCGUCUAUACUUGAGAAUAUUAUUGUGACAGAUUUCUAUGAAAAUCCAUUCAUAUGUGAUUGGCUUGCCGAAGAGAUUUUCACCUCAAAGAACGUUCAUUAUGGCUUGGAUUAUGUGGUGAAAUCGCGACAUGAUUUGUUCGAUACGACAGGUAUUGAAUGUCAUGAUCGUUACACACAUAUUGUUAGACGACUUAUAGUACUUGAAGGUGUUACUGGAAAUGGAAAUGAUGAUGAUAUUGAGACUUCUGAGGAUGAUGACUUGUCAUGGAAACACCAAAAGACGGCAACAUCAAGCGAGAAUUUCAAUUACAGAUCAGCAUUGCUUUGGUUUCUAGUCGGUUCUGUUGCUGGUUUUCUGUCAUUUACAAUAUUCAGGUGUAUUUCAAAUACAUCAAAAGUGAAGAAGAAAAGUGAGGCAAAUUUAAAGGUGAACCACGAAAAUUAUACAAGCACUUUAGACGAGUCGAAGAUUAUGUAA
Messenger RNA from Chironomus riparius, 1689 nucleotides. NCBI's taxonomy places the organism in Eukaryota, Metazoa, Arthropoda, Insecta, Diptera, Chironomidae. The record is from the annotation of a GenBank genome assembly.